AACAACGGGGGGCAGGCGCCCACCUCGGGGGACCGCCAACGCCACAACGACAUCGCUGCCAAGAGCCUGGAGGCCCUUACGAACCUUCACAAGGCUGACAUAGAGCGCCAGCGCGGAGCCUUCAUGGACCUCCAGAAGAAUCAGAAGUACCCGGCCAGCCCCUGUAUGUCUCAGGGCCAGGGCUCACCUAACUGUGGCCGCCAACAGCAGCAACAGCCAAACUACUGGAGUUUCAAGGCCCGCACCCCCCGUGUGAUCCGGCCCAACCCCAACCAGCCGGCUCUAGCCGACCAGGCCAGCAGAGUAUCCUUUGCCUCGGCUGAGAGUCUGGAAACCAUGUCUGAGGCCGAAGUUCCCCUCGGGUUCAACCGCAUGAACCGCCUCCGCCAGAGCCUGCCCCUGGCGCGCUCAUCCAGCCAGGCCAAGCUCCGCGCGCCAGGCAUUCUCUUCCUCCAGCUGGGGGAGGAGAUGAGGAGGGUGCACCUGACCCACGAGCUGACCAGCCUGGAGACCCUGAGGGCCCUCAUCGUCCACAUGUUCCCCCAGAGGCUCACCAUGGCAAUGCUCAGGUGCCCCAGCACGGCCCUGCUCAUCAAGGAUGAGGCCCGUAACGUCUUCUAUGAGCUGGAGGACCCACGAGACGUCCAGGACCGCUGUGUCAUCAAGAUCUACUGCAAGGAGCCUGUCUACGGCAGCUACCCCAGUCACCACAACCCACACCUGGCCAACGGAGACCUCCGGAGGGAUAUGGUGUACACGCCCCAGCAGGAUUCCCCGCCCAACCGUCGCCUCAGCAACGCCCCUGCCUCCUCCGCCUCUGCCCCCUCCGGCUCGCCGUCCCGCAUCCGUCUCCUCUACAGUGGGGGCCGCCCAUCCUCUUACGCUGGGCAACCUCACCCCCAGCAUCAUCCCCAAACCCACUCCCUCCCCCACCCCCACCACUCCUCGCCAGGUGGCCAGAGUGCGGCCCACCACCAGCAUCACCCCCAGCAGCUCCACCACCAGCCCCAGCUACAGCACCACGCCCAGGCAGGUUUCUCCCCCAGUGCCAUACUGGAGCGUAGGGAUGUUAAGCCCGAUGAGGAGGUCCACGGCACUGGCUCCAGGAGCAUAGUGCUCCUGCGGGGCGAUGCAGGGGGGAUCUAUGCCGACCCCUAUUCCCUGGGGCAGGAAGGAGGCCGCCUCAGCCUGGCGGGCCCCCACUCAUCUCUACCCCCGAGAGGGGACGCCUACGGCUCUCUCUACCGGCGCGGAGGAGGCGGAGGGGCCGGAGGAGGGCUGGGACCCGGCUCCGUGCGCUCCCUCACUUCCUACUCGGCGGCGGCUCUGCAAGGAGAGCUGAUGGACAGCGGUGUCCUCUACAGGCCUGGAGGCCCACUGUAUAAUGAUGCAGCCUACGCCGCGUCCAUGUUGGCCAUGGGCUUCCGGGUGCCACCCCCUUCAUCUCCGCAGAAAAUCCCCGACAUGAAGGACUCGUAUUCAGGCACCAUGCCCGGCCGGGGCUCACCUGCGAGGCAGACCCUGCGGAGGGACUCAGUAUCCUCCUCCGUGUUCGGGGAGAGUCCCAAAGCUAGGGGUCAGGGGUCAGGGUUGGGGUCUGAUCAACUGUGCUUAAUGGCUGGACCUGGAGGGGAGAGCGGUGGUUUCAGUUCAGCAGCAGGUUUCAGUUCACCUCUACCAGGCAAUGAGACAGAGACCAGGGGGCGCAUGGAGGCCAUGGAGAAACAGAUAGCCAGUCUGACUGGUCUACUGCAGACUGUUCUGACCAGGGGACCAGAGGCCGAGAGCCCGGACAAGAUUGAGACGGCCAAUGACUGCUCUGAGACAGACACCCUGACACCGUCGGCUCCAUUGGCCCUGAUGCCGCCACCACUAAUAGGGUCCUCCCAGCCACUGACGGUGUCGCGGCUGCAGAUGCAGAUCCACCUGCAUGGCCUGCAGCAGAACACCAGCGAGCUGCGCAAACAACUGUCCCAGCUGCGCAACAUCCAGUUGGAGAACCAGGACUCAGUACAGUCCCUGCUGAGGCAGACCGAGUCGGAGCUGAGCCUUAUGAUGCUGGAAGCCAUGCGGACCCAGGAGGACCCUUUGCAGAGGCAGCGCCUCCUAGUGGAGGAGGAGAGACUCAAGUACCUCAACCAGGAAGAGCUGCUCAUCCAGCAACUGCAUGAUCUGGAGAAGUCAGUAGAGGAACUGCAGAGGAACUCGUCAGUCAACCACGGCCUGGUGACUGAGCAGGAAGUGGAGCAGAAGAGUAUGGAGCUAAGGUCUUUGGGAGAGACCCUCACAGAGCUCAAGCACCAGUUCCCCAGUCUGCAGAGUAAGAUGCGCGUGGUGUUGAGGGUGGAAGUGGAGGCUGUGAAGUUCCUGAAGGAGGAGCCACACAGACUGGACGCACUGCUGAAACGCUGUAACACCAUGACCGACACACUGACCACCCUACGCAGUGUAUUGUAUGCCACCUGUAUGUACAGAAAAGUGACAGAGGGCCUGUGGCAAGGCCAGAAUGACAUCUCCAGCCAGUCAGUCAAGCGAACGGAGCACACAGGAAAGAGUUUGGACCUCGACAUACUGACCAGUCCACCGCUCAGCCUCAAUGACCUGGGUGGCAGUGCCAGCCUUGCCAACUGGAUGCCCGUAUCAGGCAGUGACCCAGAUGCUUCGGUAACUGAGCAGGACCCCCACCCUACGGCCAGCUACAGAAGCCGGGUCCUGGACGAGCUGCCGAGCCGCCGCGGUGCUGGCAAAUCAGUGUCUGCGGAGGUCAGACUGGCUGCGGAGCGGGACUGGGAGGAGAAGCGAGCUAGUCUGACCCAGUUUAGUGCCCAGGACAUCAACCGUCUGCUGGAGGAGACCCAGGCUGAGCUGAUGAAGGCCAUCCCAGACCUAGACUUUGCUGCUAGGCAGAUCAACAAGCCUGCUGUGCCCCCCAAACCCCACCCCAAACCUCAGUUUACCACCCCCAUCACUACCUCCACCACCACCUCCACCACCACCUCCACCACCACUAGCACAAACACCACUACCAGUACUGAGCACCAGCCCAACAUGGUGCAGAUCACUGCCCAGAAGCUGGAGGGGGGCUCACGUUGCGGAUCUGCAGAGCUGACUGUUACCAGGUAUCGCACUGAGAAACCCUCUAAGUCUCCGCCUCCACCCCCUCCUCGCCGCAGCUUCCCAUCAGCCCAUGGGCUCACCACCAACAGCACUGGAGAAGUGAUCGUCACCACCAAGAAGAAGCUGGAGCCAGAAGACGGAGAGGCUCCGAAGACUCUGGUCAAGCUGAGAAGGACACCGUCUGACACCCCCCGCCCCACCUCCACUCCCCCCGUCAUCGCCGCCUCAGCGAUUAAAGAUGAGGACGACGAAGAGAGGAUCAUUGCUGAACUAGAGAUAUUUCAGCGAACCACUGUCAAAGUGUCCCCUCCCCACUCACUGCCCAGCACGCUACCGAGGCCUACCCCUGCAGCCCGUACUCUUCCUUGCGCCUCAGGCUUCCUGGGAAGAAAGAAUGCAAGCAACUCACCAGGGGGAUCCAAGGGACCCCAGUCAACUGUAGCGGCUAGACUGAAGAACCUCCAGCAAGGCAGCCUGGAGAGGCCCAAGACCAGGAAGCAGAGAGAGGACUUCCCCAAGAUCCAGGGCCAGCAGCAGGUCCUCUGCUAUCAUGGUCAGUAUGAGUACUGGGAUAAACACUGAAGGGAAAAUGGUGGACAGCAAGAUUCAGCACAAGAUCCCACUUCUGACACCAAAUGUUGCAAAUUGAACACAUAUUGAUCCUAAAAUCCCACAGUAAACACGAGUACUCUAUCCAUAAUGUGAAAGGUUCUGGACUCAUUAGCACCGUUUUGUACAUUAGCCACCAUUGUCAUCAUUGCCACAGCAAUAUGAAGAUUUCCAUCCCAAGAUUUUAUGCGUUACAAUUUUUUUAUUUUUUUAUUUUACCAUGCCACUAAAUGCAAGUCAGAUAAUCCCACAGAAGGGUUAUGUGCUGUCUGAAACUGCUGGAGGAAAGUGUAAAAAUAUUGCCAUGGAAGCUCUCUGUGCACAAAUAUAUACCACUGGCACAAAAAAUAUACAUAACUGGAGAUAAAACAUCACCCUUGGUAAAUCCUAGACAUUAAUAUUAUUCAUUUUAAAUAUAGAAAUAAGAGCUAAUAUGAAAAUAAAGACCACGCAAUUAACCUCAGAAUAAUCUAAAUCAUAUCAGAGAUAUACUGUAUUGUGAGAAAAUAGUAUACUACCCAAUAGUUAUUGUUUGCAGUGAUUAUAUCAUGUACAUAAUUCAAUCUUCAUCUAUGUUUUAUAUUAUCAAGACUGUAUUUUUAUACUUGAAAAGAGGAUUCAUAACCACAUUUUAGAAAUGUAUUCUGUAAAUGAAUUUGUGUGUGUUUUGUUUUCUAUUGCCAUCAUUUUGGUUCCUUAGUACUUACUUAGGCCAUUGAGCAAAUAGUUUGUAUCAUUUCUUGUCAUAGACUAAUAUGGUUCAUGGCAGGAUGCAAAGAACACAUGCAGUGACAAUUGUGAAAAAUCUGAAACCUUUGGGAGGCUUGUUUGGGAAACAAUAGAAAUCAAUGAUGAAGGGUUGUGAACUACUUAAAGUAGCACUACACUCAGCUUGCACGGAUAGAGGGAACGAAAGAAAUAGAGAGACCCAGAGCACAUUUCCUCAUCCCUCUUUACAAGUACUCACUGGUGACUACCCACAACUGUCUUCCUCUAUCCUAAUCAAAAGUAAACUAUAUCGUACGUACAAUAUGGUUUCUCGAUGAAUGUGUGGUCGUUUAAAGUAGUCUGUGGGUGUUAAAAAUCAUGUAAAUAGACCGAGAAGAUGUUACUUAUAUGGAUUUAUGUGAAUUUCUUUUUGUUGUUGUUGUUGUUGUUGUUGAGAGAAACGUAAUCCAAACAGCAUGCACAUACUGUACAUUCCCGGAAUUUGCACGCUGGGUCAACAAAAGGUUCUGCUACUUCUGUCAAUACCUCUCCUCUGUGUAUAACUGUAAGUGUAUAUUAGAUGAAACAUUGUACAGGAUAAUAGAUUUUGUAUCAUGUGCAACAGGGUCAGUCAAAACAAAUGUCACUGUCAACGUUGAUGUUAAGAAAAAGAUCUGAAAACAUCGUAGAGCAACUACUCUUCCGUUAUUCUGAGAGUGAUUCUCGCUGUGCGUGUGAGAUAAGUGUUGUUUAUGAGUGCUGAAGAAGAAUGACACAGCAAUACGGUAUGCUAAAGACCAACUAACAGUGCAAAUGCUACGCCAAUUCUACAUACUGAAAGAACUGUUGCUGCUUUUUGUGAGAAGAUGAUCAACUAUGGUACUUAACAAAGACUGCUGCUUUUGUACCUCUCUGUUGUGUUUUUGUGACAAUAAAAGUGAACCUCUUAUACAAGAAA
Messenger RNA from Oncorhynchus mykiss (rainbow trout), 5392 nucleotides. Lineage: Eukaryota; Metazoa; Chordata; Actinopteri; Salmoniformes; Salmonidae. The record is from RefSeq and is a predicted model, not a curated record.